Brassica napus (rape) is the source of this 1431-nucleotide messenger RNA. RefSeq names its product deoxyhypusine synthase. Gene Ontology annotation, molecular function: deoxyhypusine synthase activity. The record is from RefSeq and is a predicted model, not a curated record. The transcript is spliced from 7 exons. Gene Ontology annotation, cellular component: cytoplasm. Gene Ontology annotation, biological process: peptidyl-hypusine biosynthetic process. Bases 103 to 1209 code for a protein of 368 amino acids. Lineage: Eukaryota; Viridiplantae; Streptophyta; Magnoliopsida; Brassicales; Brassicaceae.
GAUUCGUUAAGAAGAUGGUUGUGUCUUUUUCCCUGUCUGCUACUAGCUUGCUAGAACCCUAAAACUCCCUCCCAAAACUCUCCACAUCUUCCGAGAAAGAAGAUGGAGGAGGAUCGUGUUCUCUCAUCUGUUCACUCCACCGUCUUCAAGGAAUCAGAAUCGUUGGAAGGAAAGUGCGACAAAAUCGAAGGAUACGAUUUCAACCAAGGAGUAAACUACCCGAAGCUUCUCCGAUCCAUGCUCACAACCGGCUUCCAAGCCUCAAACCUCGGCGAAGCUAUUGAUGUCGUUAAUCAAAUGCUAGAGUGGAGACUCUCUGAUGAAACUAUAGCACCUGAAGACUGUAGUGAAGAGGAGAAGGAUCCAGCGUAUAGAGAGUCCGUGAAGUGUAAAAUCUUUCUAGGCUUCACUUCGAAUCUUGUUUCCUCUGGUGUUAGAGAGACUAUUCGAUACCUUGUUCAGCAUCAUAUGGUUGAUGUUAUAGUUACUACUACUGGUGGCGUAGAGGAAGAUCUUAUCAAAUGCCUUGCUCCUACUUUCAAAGGUGACUUCUCUCUACCGGGUGCGUAUCUUCGGUCAAAGGGAUUGAACCGGAUCGGGAACUUGCUUGUUCCGAAUGAUAACUACUGCAAGUUUGAGGAUUGGAUCAUUCCCAUCUUUGACCAGAUGUUGAAGGAACAGAAAGAAGAGAAUGUGUUGUGGACGCCAUCUAAAUUGUUAGCACGGUUGGGAAAAGAAAUAAACAAUGAGAGUUCUUACCUUUACUGGGCAUACAAGAUGAAUAUUCCAGUGUUCUGCCCGGGGUUAACCGAUGGCUCUCUCGGUGAUAUGCUGUAUUUUCACUCCUUUCGUACCUCUGGCCUUGUCAUUGACGUAGUGCAAGAUAUCAGAGCUAUGAACGGUGAAGCAGUCCAUGCUACUCCAAGAAAGACAGGGAUGAUAAUCCUUGGAGGGGGCUUGCCGAAGCACCACAUAUGUAAUGCCAACAUGAUGCGUAACGGUGCGGACUACGCUGUGUUCAUAAACACAGGGCAAGAGUUUGAUGGGAGUGACUCUGGUGCACGCCCUGAUGAGGCAGUGUCUUGGGGUAAAAUAAGGGGAUCUGCUAAAACCGUUAAGGUAUACUGUGAUGCUACUAUAGCCUUCCCUUUGUUGGUUGCAGAAACAUUUGCCUCCAAGAGAGAACAAAACUGUGAGCACAAGACCUAAGCCCAAGAAAGCUUACGUCUCAUUUAUCGGUUUGUUCUUCCAUCUUGUUGUUGUACCCUUUGUCCUGCUUUACAUAACAUUCAUCUCUAAAACAAUACUACCUCCUUUUGACAAAAAAAAAAAAUUGGAAAAAAUGGUUUCACAAGAAUAAUAUUUUUAUGUGCUCAAUAAAUUUUGUAUUAUUUAAUGACAGUAAAUUGUUAAUGUUAGAAGAUUAAUCGA